Ochlerotatus camptorhynchus is the source of this 732-nucleotide messenger RNA. Its product is annotated as NPC intracellular cholesterol transporter 2-like. Gene Ontology annotation, molecular function: sterol binding. The transcript is spliced from 2 exons. NCBI's taxonomy places the organism in Eukaryota, Metazoa, Arthropoda, Insecta, Diptera, Culicidae. Gene Ontology annotation, biological process: intracellular cholesterol transport. Bases 240 to 689 code for a protein of 149 amino acids. The record is from RefSeq and is a predicted model, not a curated record.
UCAACCCGGUGGCACUUGAGAUAGUUAUCUUGUUAUCAGCGUGCGCUCAUAAAAGUCAAGGGGAAUGCAGUUUUGAAGGGGAGAUUUUCCCGCACCUGAUAGUGGCACUAAAUGGGCGUGAACGAGUCUUGCAACUUAGUUUUAUCAACUCGGUCGGCUUGUUAGACGGCAAACUAUUUAAAGCCAUCCGUAUGAUUGUCGUACAUCACUGUUAGUUGACGGUGGAAUCACGUAGCAAGAUGAACAAGUGUCUACUAGUUGUGGUGGCGGUUCUUCCGCUAGUGUUCGCCGACGUAGUCCCCGUCAAGGAAUGUAAGGCCGGAUCGUUGCCAGUCGCCGUUGAUAUCCAGGGAUGCCAGAAACUGCCGUGCGAAUUGAAACGAGGUGAGGAUGCGGUGGCCUUCGUGGACUUCAGCACCGGAGAAGAGGUGGCCAGGCUGCGACCGGAUGUCUAUGCUACGGCUCUGGGAGUGACGGUGCCCUUCAUUAUGCCACCGGAUCGGCAGGACGCUUGCGAAUGGUUGCAGGGCUCCCGUUGUCCACUGUCGGCUGGGGAAGAUGUGCGGUACGAGCUGAGGUUGCCCGUCGAGAAGGCUUAUCCAGCGUUGGCGGUGGAUGUGGAACUACGGCUGGUCGAUCAGGACGAUCAGAUUGUGAGCUGCUUCAGCGUACAGGCUAAGGUGGUGUGAGAAGUGCGUGCUAUGUUGAUUCAAUAAAUAAGGUUUAUUCUAU